GUACAAGUCGCCACAACGUGUUGACACCUUUCCAUCCAUUCUCCAUUAUCUUUCUCUUCUUUUUCUUGCUCAAUUCGUUUUUUCCGAUCAGAUUAUUAAUCUGUGUGCUCUCUCCUUUUUCUUCGUCUUUCUUCUUCAUCUCGGAUUCGCAAUUCGUUUGAGUGCUGGAGACGGGACCUUGAUCUGUUCUCUGCAUAACUUUCUCAUUUGGUUUUCUCUUUCUCAGAAAUGUCUUCUCCCAGCAAGAGGCGAGACAUGGACGUGAUGAAACUAAUGAUGAGCGACUACACUGUGGAGACGAUAAACGACGGCAUCAAUGAGUUCAACGUCGAAUUUCACGGUCCAAAAGAAAGUAAUGUUAUCGAAGCUUUCUCUGUUGCCUCUCUCUAUUGUCCUUACGAAGGUGGAGUUUGGAAAGUCCGUGUUGAACUUCCGGAUGCAUAUCCGUACAAGUCUCCCUCCAUUGGUUUUAUCAACAAGAUAUUCCACCCGAAUGUUGAUGAGCUGUCUGGUUCUGUAUGCCUGGAUGUCAUUAACCAGUCAUGGAGUCCGAUGUUUGAUCUAUUAAACGUGUUUGAAGUUUUCCUCCCUCAACUUCUACUCUAUCCAAAUGCAUCUGACCCGCUGAAUGGUGAUGCCGCAUCACUUAUGAUGAAGGAUAAGGCUCAAUAUGACCAAAAAGUUCGAGAGUAUUGUGAGCGCUACGCAAAAAAGGAACAUGUUGAUAAUAAUGUAACAGAUGAAAGUGAUGAUGAAGCAAGCAAUGGCGAAGCUUAUAGUGACGGUCGGAGUGACAGCGAAGAUGAAGUUGCUGGACGUGCUGAUCCAUAGGCAGCAACAAACCAAUGGUCAUCCAUUUACUUCUUCAUUGUAUUUCAAAUGUUUGUUUACUUGUGUGUAAAAAUUAGAAGCUAUAGAGGACUAGGCAUUGUGAGAUCCGUAUCUUAGUUUUAUUGUUCCCUUCUCUAUAUUAGUGUAGUAAAACAACAAAAGCAUGUAGUAUGCAAAGAACCUGGCCGAUAUUAUUACUGGCCAAUGGUUUGUCGAUUCUAAUUGAAUGGGAAGAAAUGCAUUCGACCUAAAGGUAGAGUCUUACCUCGGAUGGACAUAAGAAUGUAAGUGUGCUUUAUGUUAUUUUGUAUGUUUAGUUUGACCAUAUCAAUAAAAAGAAUGUUGGUAAGUAUUAAA
Molecule: messenger RNA, 1188 nt
Organism: Andrographis paniculata
Lineage: Eukaryota; Viridiplantae; Streptophyta; Magnoliopsida; Lamiales; Acanthaceae
Product: ubiquitin-conjugating enzyme E2 5-like
Exons: 7
Coding region: 229-831 (200 amino acids)
Biological process (GO): protein polyubiquitination; ubiquitin-dependent protein catabolic process
Cellular component (GO): nucleus
Molecular function (GO): ubiquitin conjugating enzyme activity
Source: RefSeq, a predicted model, not a curated record